Suillus plorans is the source of this 498-nucleotide messenger RNA. RefSeq lists its product as uncharacterized. The record is from RefSeq and is a predicted model, not a curated record. Lineage: Eukaryota; Fungi; Basidiomycota; Agaricomycetes; Boletales; Suillaceae. The transcript is spliced from 4 exons. The coding region runs from base 1 to 498 and encodes 165 amino acids.
AUGUCUUUUCAAGACACCCUUGGAGAAGGAUCUUACUCGACGGAAUACGCUAUCAAGAUCCUUGACAAGAAUCAUCUCAUUCGAAAGGACAAGAUGCUCGUUACCCUCGCAGAGAAGGACAUCCUCAUCAAACUGGGUUCUCACGAAGAUGAAGACGCGGCAGCUGGUGCUUACGAAUAUACGGCUGUUAUGCGUGAAGCAGAAGGAGGGUGGUCAAGUGGGCUCGUGUUGGGGGCGGGAGAUAGGGAUAAGAAGUGCGAGAGGCUGAGGGAAGGAAAGGAGAAGGAGUACGAUGCAAGUAAGGACUGCGGAAAUGUGAUUGAGAGUGCAGAGCCGAAUGGUGAGCGAGAGUUUGUUAUUUCGAUUACCUACAGUGCAGAGACGAGCGCUGUAUCCACGAUAAGGGUGGAGAAGGCUCUUGUACAUUCGGCGCAUCUCCAGACAUGGGCUCAGGCAUGGAGACUGGAAUCAAAAUGUAAUACCACACCAUCUUCAUGA